Messenger RNA from Nicotiana tabacum (common tobacco), 411 nucleotides. NCBI's taxonomy places the organism in Eukaryota, Viridiplantae, Streptophyta, Magnoliopsida, Solanales, Solanaceae. The record is from RefSeq and is a predicted model, not a curated record.
AUGGCUUCGAUAAACACGUCGAGCCUAAGGAAGCACCACGGUUAUGGGAAUACAACUUUAGCAUUGAUGCUUCAGGUUAAAUGUGUGUUGGUUGAUCCAGCUAGCUCGGCGAACAUUAUUCGAUCGAGGGUCGUAGAGCAGCUCAGCCUUCAGGAUCAAAUCUUGCCUACUGCUCAAAUGGUCAACGGUUUCAACAUGGCGAGUGAAACCAUCAAAGGGAAAAUCAUGUUGCCAGUGAAUGUGGCCGGAACUAUCCAGGAAACGAAAUUCCACAUGAUCGAAGGUGACAUGAGGUACAACGCGCUGCUCGAAAGACCUUGGAUCUACAAUAUGAGGGCAGUACCUUCAAUGUUUCAUCAAAUCUUGAAAUUCCCAACACCGGAAGGAGUCAAAACGGUGUACGGCGAAUAA